GGUGCUGAGUUCUCUUCCUGUCUCGCUGGUUGUCAGCGCCAUGUUAUUGUUCUGACUGCGGAUCAGCAACAAGUCUCCGGGGAGCGGGGAGGCCGGGCGGCAGCCUGCGGGAAGAGAUGGCUGAUAGCUAGCAAGGCACACACAUGACCAUGAUGGCUCAGUUUCCCACAGCCAUGAAUGGUGGUCCAAACAUGUGGGCUAUCACUUCUGAUGAGCGAGUCAAACAUGACCAGCAAUUUUUAAGUCUUAAACCACUUGGAGGGUUACUUUCAGGUGACCAAGCUCGAAAUUUCUUUCUGCAGUCUGGUUUGCCAAAGUUAGUACUGGCUGAGAUAUGGACCCUGGCAGACCUGAACAAGGAUGGAAAGAUGGACCAGCAGGAAUUUUCCAUAGCAAUGAAAUUGAUCAAGAUGACCCUUCAAGGCCACCCGGUGCCGACAACACUUCCAAUCAUUAUGAAACACCCACCAAUCCCUUCACCCUUGGGCUCUGCACGAUUUGGGAUGGGAAGUAUGCCAAAUCUGUCAGUCCCACCAAACAUGCCUCCUUUUGCUUCCUUGGCUCCCACAUCAUCUUUGACCUCAGGGACAACAAUGCCACCUUUGGGUAUGUCAGUCCCCCUGCUUCCUGCUGGCGGUACAUCAGCAUUGCCAAAUGGUACAUCUAUUCUCAUACCUCCAAUGUCUGCACAGAGUUCUGCAACACUUCCCCAUUCUGGACCUCUGAGGCAGCCUUUACCAGGAUUUGGAGGCACUGGUCUGCAGAAGGCUCAAUCAUUGAUUGAUCUUGGCUCCAGCAGCAGUUCUUCAUCAUCUAAUACUUCUCUCGCAUCACCAAAAGUGAGUUCCUCUGACUGGGGAGUUCCUCAGUCUGCAAGGCUCAAAUAUCGACAGUUGUUCAAUAGCCUUGAUAAAUCCAUGAGCGGCUACCUCUCAGGCCCCCAAGCCAGAAAUGCUCUUGUACAAUCCAAUUUGUCUCACAACCAACUAGCUACCAUAUGGAGCCUGGCAGAUGUUGAUAAGGAUGGAAAGCUCCGAGCAGAAGAGUUCAUUUUAGCCAUGCACUUAAUUGAAGUGGCCAAGUCUGGUCAACCGCUUCCUCUCUCACUUCCUCCAGAACUGAUACCACCUUCUUUUAGAACAAGCAAAUGGAGUGAUGGAAUAAAUGGAGCCCCGUCUCAGUAUCAAGAAGUUACACAGGAAAUCCAAGAACCUCAGAAAAAAUCACCUGUCACUUUUGAAGAUAAAAGAAAAGCUAACUAUGAAAAAGGGAAUGCAGAGCUGGAGCGGAGGCGUCAGACCCUUCUAGAGCAGCAGCAACGAGAGGCAGAUCGAAGAGCACAACGGGCCAAGGAGGAACAGGAGAGGAAGGAGCGUGAGCUGCAAGAGCAGGAACGGAAAAAACAGCUUGAUCUGGAGAGACGAUUGGAGAAACAACGUGAGUUGGAAAGACAAAAGGAGGAGCAAAGGAGGAAAGAAAUUGAAAAACGAGAGGCAGCAAAGCAGGAACUUGAACGUCAGCGUCAGCUUGAGUGGGAGCGGAUUCGGCGUCAAGAACUUCUCAAUCAACGAAACCGGGAACAAGAUGAGAUUGUCCAGUUAAAGGCCAAGAAAAAGAGUCUGGAACUUGAACUGGAGGCACUAAGUGCGAAACAGCAAAAUGUCACCAGCAGAGUGCAAGAAGUCCAAAGCAGAAAAGAAGUUCAAAAAAAUGAACUGGAUCUCGUAAAUCAGAAACAUGACCAGAGACGAAUAGAAGUGAACCAUUUACAACAACAACUCAAGGAGUUUCAGAAAAUGUUGAAUCAGUUAAUUCCUGAAAAGCAAGCUCUGGAUGACCAAGUAAAACAAAUUCAGCCCAACUCUGCUUACACUACGAGUCUCACGCUGUUGAGUCGGAAUCAUGCAGAAAAGAAAGAGUCUUGUGAACAACUUCGACAACAACUGAAUAAGCUAGAGAAACAGACAGCCAGCAAACUUUCUGAAAUGGAUGCUUUUAAUACUCAAUUACAGUGUGACAAAUUGGACGACUUUGUACUUGAGUGCCUUCUCUCUCUGUUGGGCUGUCUCAGCAGCUUGUUCCUUUUAUUGAAGGAGCUGCGGGAAAGCUACAGCAAACAGCAGUUUGCCCUGGAGCAGCUCUAUCGAAUCAAGGAUGAUAAAAUUCGAGCAAUUGAAAGAAAGAAAGCUGAAGAUCAAGCAAAGAAAAAAAAGGAAGAGGAGGAAGCAAUAAGAAAAGCAAAGCAAGAAAAAGAGAAUCUCUGGAAAUCAAGAAUCAAAAGAGAAGAGGAGAUAAGACAGCAGAAGUUGGAAGAAGAGCGACUUCAAGACAAGAUCCGUGAGGAGGAAAAUCAGAAAACUGAGGCAUUUGCUGCUCGGCAAAAGGAAAUAGAAGCAGAAAGUAAAAGGCUCUCUGAGGAGAAGCAUCGUCGUGAAGAGGAGGAGAAAAAGAGACUUACACAGCUUCAAAGAGAAGCUGAAGAAGAAGAGAAGAGGAAAGCUCAGACUCUUAGAAAAGCAGAGGAAAAAUGCCAACAAGAAGAAGAAAGGAGAAGACAGGAAACAAUAAAGCAAGGUGAAGCUGAGAAGCGUCACUCAAAGACUGAUGUACAAGAAAAGUUGAAGGAUGUUCUGAAAUACCCUGACAAACCAACAUAUGGAUUAAGGAAAGAAGUGCCACUCAACAAAAGUAAAGUCUCCCUGCCUGCAAAGUCAGCAAUCUUGAUAACUUAUCGAGCAUUAUAUCCAUUUGAGGCAAGAAAUUAUGAUGAACUCAGCUUUCAAGCUGGAGAUCUAAUCGAGGUUGAUGAAACAACUGAAGGGGAAUCAGGCUGGUUGUAUGGUACAAUGCGAGGCAAAUCCGGUUGGUUCCCAGUGAACUAUGUGGAGAAAAUGACAGAGAGUGAAGCCCCCUUAUCACCCAAAAGAGCUUUAUUGCCACCCUCAAAACCUUCUUCAACUACCUCAACAUCUCCUGGACCACAUGCUCAAAAUAAAAUAAGUGAUGAAGGGAGUUUUCAAUCAAGUCGAGGUUUCUCCGGGAUUAGUGGCAGUCCCAUUUGGCAGAAAUCUGCUUUUACUCCAACUCUUCCCCCUGGUUCUGGAUCACCAAUUUAUGAUCAGGUUGAAAAUGUAAAAACUUUUAAGGCACUGGCACUUUGUUCGUGGACAGCAAAAAAAGAGAACCAUUUGAAUUUCUCAAAAGACGAUGUAAUUGAUGUUCUGGAACAGCAAGAUAACUGGUGGUUUGGAGAAGUUCGUGGUGGAAAGGGCUGGUUCCCCAGGUCAUAUGUCAAGAUUAUCGCUGAUCAAACACAGUCAUCAGUGGAACCAGAACCUAUUUAUGCUAAGAUCAGCAAGAGCUCCAGCCCUAUUUCCCAACCAGUAGAAGAGUAUAUUGCACUAUAUCCUUAUGAAAGUGCUGAAGCUGGAGAUCUAACCUUCAUGGAGGGUGAGGUUGUUCUGGUCACCAAGAAGGAAGGUGAAUGGUGGACUGGAAUUAUUGAAGAUAGAACGGGUGUCUUUCCAUCAAACUAUGUCAAACCAAAGGAUCCAGAUGCAUCAAGUAGUUCUGGAAGAUCAGGAAUAAUCAACAAGAAGCCAGAGAUUGCUCAGGUUGCCUCCGCAUACACUGCAACAGGUACAGAACAGCUCAGCCUCGUCCCAGGCCAGUUGAUACUUAUUCUGAAGAAAAAUGCUACUGGAUGGUGGCAGGGUGAAUUGCAAGCCAGAGGUAAAAAGCGUCAAAAAGGAUGGUUUCCUGCCAAUCAUGUCAAAUUGCUUGGGCAAAGUAGUGGCAAAUCCACUCCUGCUCCAACCCCAGUCUGUCAGGUCAUAGCUGUAUACGACUAUACUGCCACGAAUGACGAUGAACUGAGUUUCUCUAAAGGGCAGUUCAUUAAUGUGCUGAAUAUGGAUGUAUCUGACUGGUGGCAAGGGGAGAUGAAUGGAAUAAAUGGCUUAUUCCCUUCCAAUUAUGUCAAGAUAACCACAGAUUCUGAUCCAAGUCAACAGUGGUGUGCUGAUCUACAGUCCCUUGAUACCAUGCUACCUAUAGAAAGAAAACGCCAGGGUUAUAUCCAUGAACUGAUUCAGACUGAGGAGAGGUACAUGGAUGAUUUGCAGCUGGUUUUAGAGGUUUUUCAGAAACAAAUGGCUGAAUCUGGGCUUAUAACAGAAACUGAGCUGGGAACAAUCUUUGUGAACUGGAAAGAACUCAUUAUGUCCAACACCAAGCUGUACAAGGCACUUCGUGUGAGGAAAAAGACUGGUGGGGAGAAGAUGCCAGUGCAGAUGAUAGGAGACAUUUUAGCUACUGAACUAUCGCACAUGCAGGCCUACAUCCGGUUUUGCAGUUGUCAGCUAAAUGGUGCAGCUAUCCUUCAGCAGAAAACCGAUGAAGAUCCAGAAUUUAAAGAUUAUCUUAAGAAAUUGGCUUCUGCUCCGCGAUGUAAAGGGAUGCCACUAUCUAGUUUCUUAUUGAAGCCAAUGCAAAGGAUUACACGGUAUCCACUUAUUAUUAAAAAUAUUUUGGAAAACACUCCAGAGAUCCAUGCAGACUAUAACCAUUUAAAGCUGGCAUUGGAGCGGGCAGAGGAGCUAUGUUCCCAGGUGAAUGAAGGUGUCCGUGAGAAGGAAAACUCUGACAGACUGGAGUGGAUUCAGUCGCAUGUUCAGUGUGAUGGACUGGCAGAGCACAUUGUUUUCAACUCCAUAACAAACUGCUUGGGACCUCGAAAGUUGCUGUAUAGUGGAAAACUUUACAAAACAAAGAGCAACAAAGAAUUAUACGGCUUCCUUUUCAACGAUUUCCUGCUGCUUACCUACAUAGCUAAACAAUUUAUUUCAUCAGGCUACGAAAAACUGUUCAGCUCUAAAUGUAAUUCUCAGUUUAAAAUGUACAAAACGCCUAUUUUCUUGAAUGAAGUUCUUGUGAAACUGCCAACUGACCCAUCAAGUGAUGAUCCAGUCUUUCACAUUUCACACAUUGAUAGAGUGUACACACUAAGAGUGGAAUCUUUAAGUGAAAGGACUGCCUGGGUUCAAAAGAUUAAAGCAGCAUCUGAACACUUUAUAGAAACUGAGAAAGGGAAACGUGAAAAAGCUUAUCAAGCCCGCUCACAGAAGACAAGUGGAAUAGGGCGACUUCUUGUGAGCAUUAUUGAAGCAACAGAAUUGAAAGCCUGCAGGGCAAAUGGAAAGAGCAAUCCCUACUGUGAAGUCACCAUGGGAUCCCAAUGUUACACGACCAGAACACUGUCAGAUACUUUGAACCCCAAGUGGAACUUUAACUGCCAGUUCUUUAUCAAGGACAUUUACCAAGAUGUAUUGUGUAUCACAGUCUUUGAAAGGGAUCAGUUUUCACCUGAUGAUUUCCUAGGUCGGACAGAGGUUCCGGUAGCAACAAUCAAAAAGGAGCAAGAAGGCAAGGGGCCAACUACAAAGCGCCUUCUUUUGCAUGAAGUCCCAACUGGUGAGGUAUGGGUUCGCCUUGAUCUUCAACUAUAUGAACAGAAGACAUUACUCUGAAAUUGAAGCUUCGAAAUCUUAUGAACUUUGCCAUUAUUUUAGCUCUGAAUAUUAAUCAUUUAUUGGUGAUAAUAUUUUUUCUAGAAUUAUGGAGGAAGUCCAACAAAUUAAACCUCAUAACCAUGUACACUGUGAUGUUCAGCAAUGGUUAUAGCCAAAUAGGUGCCAGUUUCUUUUCUUGUUGCGCUGAAAUCAUAAAUAUUCUUCCUCUUUGGUUGCCACUUUCUGCCUAUUUUUCUCAGUGUAAAUUUUCUCCAGUGAUCAUGGAGGAAUUUUAAAUCCAAGUUUCAGUCAUGAAGACAAGAAGAAAGCCAAGUUAUUUUUCCCCAAUUGAAGAUGGGCUUAUUGGCUUAGAACUACUCAAAACUAAGUGAACAGUGACUUCACUCCUGACGGGUCAUUAAACAGAGUAAAACAAGGGACUUGUAUUCUAUGCAGAGUCUAAGAAGUCAAGCAACAAUUGAGUUUUUGUAAAUUUGUAAACAUGCAGUUUUUGCAAUGAUUGGAAAAUUCUCUAUAAUUGUAAAAACUGUACAUUUAGAAGCAUUUUUUGAAGUAAUUGAACAAAAUUUGAAUAUACUUUGAACUGAACGUCUUUGAGUAAAAAAGGCAUCAUACAGUAAAUGAAAGAUGAUGGUGUACACUAAAUCAUAUGUCAAGAUAUUCAUUGGAGUUGUUAGCUGAUUCUUAUCGCUCAACACUAAAAGAGAGGUCCACAGCUACUGAAGAAUUUGGAAAAAAAACUUCCGUAGAACUUUGCGCUGCAUAAAAACAAAUUGUUUUCUGUACAAUAUAAAAGAAAUCUUUACCAUAGCAGCAGUUUUCGUCUGCAGUUAAUAUUAUUCAAAUUUGGUCUUAACUCAGUUCAGUUUGUAGUUUGAAAACGAAAUCAUAUUUUUGAAAAAUUAUUUCUCCUACAUAUCUAGCCAUAUGUCAAAAUAUUUGUCGUCUAGACUACAGAAGCAUAUAUGAACUAUACCAAUGGUUUUGUCACUUUCAGCAAAUUUUCUAUACAUUGACAAAAAUAAUUUUACCAUUGGUGUUACCUCAUAAUUUCAUAUUUUAUUGGUCAAAUAUUUUUAUAAAAUCAGGCUAUAUUUGAUGACUAGAUUCUCAGCUUUCAAUAGGUUGGUUUACAUUGCAUAUUUAAGGUCUUAGUUUUUUUUAAACAGAUGUAUGCUUUGUACUUGUCCAUCCUUAAUUUGAUAUAACAUUACCAGCAGAAAGCCUGUUCAGACUGAAUGAGAGAUUGGAUAAGGCUGAAAUGACUUGGUGCAUUCAAUUUUCUACUGGUCGAAUGAGAAACUUCAGUUCAGUUUUGACCAGACUUCAGGAACCUUUCAUAAAAUUAUAACUACAUUGAUAAAAUAUGUUGUAAAUGGCCAGCAGGUUGGUCAGAAUGUGAAAGACACAUUGGUUUAGGUAGUUAUGAAAGGUUACACCCAAAACAUGUCAUUCCCAGUUGUUGAUUGACUGGUUCUGCACUUCUUUUCUGGUUUUAUCUAACAAACUACCAGCAUUAUUUUUGGCUACAGAGUGAAGGCAUACCCUAAGAUGAAUGCAAGUGCAGUGUUCACCAGUAUCUAUUUCAUCUCUUUUGUCAUUGUUCUUAUCCAUUUUUUUUAUAUUGAGAAUCCAGCUAUCAAUGUGAAAUAUAUGAAGCAGUUUAAAUGUUAUUCUGCUGUCCUAGUUCCUGCACAGGUGCAGUGGGCUUUCACAUAGGCUUCAUUUCAAGUGUUAUAAAUAAUCUUUAUUUUGAACUUAAUGCCACAUUUUUGUUUUUCCUGCUUGAACAACAAGUUUAUUUUUAAGAUGUAUUUGUAAUACACAUGGCAUCACUGCCAUGUGUAGUUAAAUGAUACAAAAACCUUUUAAAAUCACUUUCUGGUAUUCAUUACUGAAGACAAUUCAAAUCUUUCUUCAUCUGUAUUCCUUAGCCUUGGAAAACAGAAGAUUCAUUAUUGCAGCUGUGUUUAGUGGAAGGAUGCUAUAAAGUGAUAUAAUGUAUGUGGUCAGCAAUAUUAACUGUUCGAUACAGAACUACUGUAAACUAAUUCGAUGAGCUCCGAGCUGUGGAGUCCUUCAUUUUAUAAUUUGGAGCACGUGCUCCUGGUUAGACAAAGUUUUCACGUGAAUUCUUCCUGACUGUCAGGUAUAAUCAAUAAAUGAAAAACAAAUAAAACACAAUGUUGGAAGUGCUCAAUGGAAACAAAGUAUCAAAUUGAUUACCCUUUGUCAGGUCAAUAAACUACUUUCUUUCUGUUUAAUUGUACAAAUUACAUGUGAGAACUCAGUAUUAUUAUUGUUAGUUCAAAUUAAAUGCAUUAAUUUAAAAAUAAAUCAUUGGUAAUUGAUGGAGAAGGUGAGGAAUAAAUGACUGGUAACGCCCAGAAUUAUCCUUUAUGUGCUGCUUUCAUUCUUGCAGUCCAAGCAGUUUAGGUAACUUAUACAACUCACUAUUCAUUUUAUGUGAGUGAACAUUAUGAAUGGAGGAGGGAGUUUGAUGAAGAACAUGAAUAUUAGGUAUCUAGUGGAAUGUAACCAAUGGUAAAAGCUUGUGGAUUUUGCUCCAUGUCCUAAACAAACAAAUUGAGCCCUUAAUUAUAUAGCCAACCGUCCACAGGCUAAUUAUUGGUUGCAGAUCAUUCUUUGUAAGUGUAGUUCAAAACCAUACCAUUGGUGAAUUUAUCUGCCAAGUCACAGAAUUAUUGCUGAAUAAGUCAAACUAAGAAAAAGAAUCUUCAAUGUGUAACUACUGGGAUGUUGGGCAGGCACUAUUACAACUAGGUGAGGAGGGGUGAAUCAGCUCUCCUCUUUUUUAACCCCAUUGUUGACCACAACAGAAGUUUUAAAUGUUUAGCAUGCAGCUAUAUCUCACUUGAAUUAAAACAUAGUACUGGUCAAACGCAAGGUUUUGAUGUGAGAAAGAGGGAUUUUUACUAAUACCAAGGAAAAGAUAAAGAAAUAUACACAAACCCAGGUAUAACAUUUAAUAACAAAGGUAUAUUAAUCCUUAACCUGAGGCCACAGUUCAAUUGAUUUCCUGUAUCAUCAGCAGUGGCAAGAUGUAUAGAUAUCCUUGAGUCCUAACUGAAUGGAUAUUUCUCCAAUUUGAUCACAGCACUAUUUGUCAAGAGAGGUUGAGAGAAACAAGGAUAAAGAGAGAUUCUUCCAAUUCUGCCAUUACAAAUCUAUUCUUUUUCUCACUGCUUGGUCCAAAACAAAUAUAAUUUCUUUCCAAUUUUAUCAUUAACUGGCUGCAAUUAUCAUUCCAUUGCUAAAUUGAAUCUUGUGGGUUACAAUCUUUAAUUGUGAUUUUUUUUAAUUUACCUGGUGGUCAAGCAGGAAUUUUCAAUGAAAGGUGGCAGAGUUCUGGGAUUCCAGUAAGGCUCUUCUGAAUAUUUCCCAAUAUAUUUUCUGAUCACUGGUAUGCUUAGUUUAUACAGAAAUUAUUUCAGCACCUCUGCUGCUAUCUGUCUGCUGCAGUGUUUGAAAACCAUUCCAGCUGUUGCACUGACUGCACAGCAUCCAAUAAAAUGGCAAGAAAUGUUCAAUGUGAAGAUUUUGAUCAUUCUGAAAACAUAAUUUCAAAGAAAGAUGCUAAACUGUAGAAUUAUAUAGUGGUUUAAUGGUGACUUCUAUUCCAACUAUGUUGAAAACAAUCGUUGUACAGUUGGCCAAGCUGCUAGAAAAUUGGUAUUGACUGCCAGACCAUACCACAAUAUGGUGUCUUAAAUGGUUAUUUAAAAUGUUUGCACCUGACUUUUAAAAAUUGAAUGUAUAAAAAUCCAAAAUAGCUGUAUGUCAUGCAGCAUUAGUUUUCUUGAGUGCAAAAAUGUAUAUUAUAAAUGAGGGAACUGGGAAUGUCUAUUUUGCCAAAUAUUUUUCUUACCUAUACAGGAGAAAUUGCUAUUAGGGUUAUGAAUACACACUGUGAGGUAUUAAACCUCUUUAAUAAUUCAGUCAAACCACUGUCAAACUGUUACUAGUACUGAGAACAAGCAUUUUAAAGAGGGAAUGUACUGGACAUUAAAUAGUUAAUAUUAGUCUUGGCACGCAUGUUUUGUUUUUUGUGUUGAAUCAUGUGAAACUAUUUUUUAAGGAAUCUGUUAUUUUUAUGCCAUUGCCCAUCCUAUGCAGUCUACUGUAGAUAAUCUCUUUGCACUACUGUGGUAUGUCUCAGUUGCUUCAUAUUUUGUAGAUUGAAUUUUGUUGUAUAAUAUUUGGUUUGAUAACAAUUCUCUACACUGUUGUCAAUAAAAUUGACACUUAAAUGACUGAA
Chiloscyllium plagiosum (whitespotted bambooshark) is the source of this 9810-nucleotide messenger RNA. NCBI's taxonomy places the organism in Eukaryota, Metazoa, Chordata, Chondrichthyes, Orectolobiformes, Hemiscylliidae. The record is from RefSeq and is a predicted model, not a curated record.